Molecule: messenger RNA, 3304 nt
Organism: Microstroma glucosiphilum
Lineage: Eukaryota; Fungi; Basidiomycota; Exobasidiomycetes; Microstromatales; Microstromataceae
Exons: 2
Coding region: 168-3128 (986 amino acids)
Source: RefSeq, a predicted model, not a curated record
UUGCUUCCCUGCACACAUUUGUUACGCUCUACCUCCUUCGACACGCCCUUGCAUCCUUUCUCGAAUCACGCUCCGAAGCUCUCCAACCUUUGCCAGGGAGGACCGCCUUUGUGACUAGUUUGUGACCUUCGGCAUCAUCUGGCUAGAGGAGGGAGCUGCGACCCGCAAUGGGCCAGCAAACGUCCCCCUGGAGCUUCCAUGAUGACUAUGCUCUUGUCCAGCCGGUCGCAGGCCAAUCUGGGCACGGUCACUUCCCUCCUCAGAUACUUCUUGCCCUGAUACAAGACCCACCUAGCCCUGCCGCUCUUCAAGAGCUACUGGACUUCAUGUCUGGCUUCUUCUAUCUGCGGCUCACUCGCGCAUUCUACAUAGGCUUCGUAGUAGGUCUCUCGAUCCUAGCGGUGACGGUACUGACGGGUCUCGGCGUCUGCGCCCAUCGUCUGAAGCAGCGGAAGCUUUGGUUCCUGCGCUUUGAACGGCGGGCCAGGGGAUUGUACAUUGUUCCAAAUGCUCUCAAUGCCUUUAUGCUAUGUGAGAUCUCCUUCGGAGUAGCAUGGAUUCUCUAUGGCACGAACAUCUAUUUGGCAUAUGCUAAGAGAUAUACCUGGUUCCACACACAGUUGGAGGCUUUUGGCAUUUUCCUCUGGUUCUCUCUGUACCUCGGAGUCCUCUGCGCCGCUGUGGGUUCUUUUUUCUCGGUGCCCGGCGCACUCGACGGAGGCAGUGGAUCCGCACCGACGCUCUUCCAUCAAAUCAUGGGCCGCCCUAUGGUCAUCAACACUAUCUCAGUAGGACUCCCGGUUCUCCUGCUCUCGUUCCUGACACCGGUCUGUGUCUUAGCCCAGAAAGCUCGCACUAGGCAAUACAAUCAUUUUGGAGACUUUGCCAGUAGGAUCGAGGACACCAUCACCACCGACAGCCUGACAAGUGCCUCGGCGCUGUCGUACUUGUCCGAAGCGAGUCUGAUCUGGAGUCAGAGUGCGGAGCAGCGGUGGACCUCCAUUGGCUUCGCUGGUUGGGCCGCCUUUUAUGGUGUCUUGCUAAUUUACUAUCUGGUCACCGGCGGCUAUAUGCUGCUUGUCAUUAAGAGGCAGGUCGAUGCCUCCAAAGUGCUGGUAGACAAGGAACAGCAUUUCCAGCAGAGUCUAUUGGCUCAGUCCCAGCCCGCAGUUCCUUCUCCAGUGCCGGAAGAAGUCCCGCGCUUGGAUUGCGAUGUAGAAAGCCCGGCAACUUCCGAUUCGUCGUCGCCCUCAACACUCUAUUCUUCGCCUCAGACAGAGAAGAAGAUAAUCUCUGACUCUGAUAUAGAGGCCUCGGCCGCGGCGGUCACACUAAAAACAAGCGUUGCAAGUCCGGCGUCCAAAAGGGAGUCUUUACCGAUCCCCCAGCAGACCACACAAAGCGUUCGUCCAGCAUCACGCUUGCAACGGGACUCCGCCCUGGUACUGCGCUGGAAGUACCUCCGCCGGUGCUACAACACCUUGCUGCUGAUGUUUGUGGGCAUUGCGGCUGUCGUGGGCGUCGCCAUCGCUACAGCCACAUGGUACGCUGGCUUUACCACUUCGGCCUGGCUGGAAGGACCCGACUCGGCAGCGUACAAUCUGGGUGCCUUCGCCUUGGUUGUCACUUGGGCUCGUGUCCUCUUCGGCACAGCAACCGUAGGAGCUGUGUGCUUCCGGUUCUUCGAUAAUGCAGAAGCCAAGGGAUCCUCAAGGGAGAACAGUAAUCGUAGAGAGAGCCAAGGAGCGGGAACAGAGAACAGAAAUAGAGACUCCUUGAGAAGAGACACAAUGUCUCUCGGUGCAAGCAAUCCUCCACGACAGAGGGAAAUGUCAGCCCCACUCGACUUUGUACGCUCCCGUCUGGCAUCGGUGCCCGAAAUCUUUGCGCCUCAACAAAGCAAUGUCCUGGAAAGUCCAACGACGAGCCGCAGAGGGGUGCUGUUCGAACUGGCCUCGCCGACCGCAAGUACUGGUGGGAUCAUGAUGUUGCCAUCUGAAGAGACCAAGGCCGCUUCGAGCUCGUCCGAGACGCCUGCAAAGACAGCCAAGCGGAUCUUGAGCAAUAUGGCACGUUCGCCCUCUAAAUCUUCUGAUAGGAGAGGCCGGAGUGACUUUGCUACAACGAGCUUUCCUCAGGAUGUCACACGAGGUACCAUCGAGGAGGACGACAUCGAUGACGUUCCAGUCUAUAAAACAAGCAGCCAGAUUCUGUAUCCAUACGGCUACCCAGCCUCCCCCCCUUCGGCUUACGACCCUGAGAGGCGCCGUGCAUCGUUCGCACCAGGUCCACCGCCUGAUCGAGCUCUGCCGACACCGGUCCAACGUGACAGCAAGCGGCCGGAGAGCGCGGGAAGCAGCAGUAGUAGCAUGACAUUCUCGCCAGAUCGGAGGAGAAGCAGUGCUACGGGCAUGACCCUCCGAGGCAGGAACAGCAUCACUGCGCAGGGGCAGAGGCGCGCGAGUGUUCACGCAGACCUGACUUCCUCGUCCAAUCCCUCAUUGCCCUCGUUUGGGCCACCUCAAGGACGCCGCAGAAGCUCACGGAGUGGCACAGAGGCUUCGUCACCGGCCAAACCAGGUGCCAGCAACGCACUCGCCCUCGAAGGCGUACUAGCACCUGCUGCUUUCUCAUCUCCUUCCCCAGCACCUCUCUUCCGGACCGAUUGGAAUGGCUUCACUGAAAAGACUUUUUUGGGCCACCAGGGCGGUUUGAGUCCACCGCCGCCUAAGCGACCUCAAGCUCCUGCAAUGACCACAAAUUCAUCACAAACGCGUCGGAAGCGCUCCUCGCGCACAUCCCCUCCCACGACCGCAAGUAGCGACGACACUGACUCUCAAUUCCGCUUGACACCUGGAGAGGACGGCUUGAUGACUCAAACAAUGAAGUCUGAAUCAGGUUCUUCGAGUCCAGACAGAGCCUCUCCGUCUGCAAAGCGCAAGCACAGGUCACGAGCAAGCCCGCCGGCCCCAAGUUCGCCUACGAAAGGAUCUGCAAAGAGCGCCCUGGAGAAGGGGGCCUCUAUGCCUCUCGAGUCACCUGUUGACGGAGAAGCUCGACAGCCAGUCACUGAUACCCCAGAGGAGAAGGCAACCGACAGCGCCAAUUCUUCGUACCACUUCUCUUGAAUCGGAGUUCAUCCUGUAUCAUGUUGAGCACACCACGCCUUCGUGGGCCACAUCGUCGAGCAAGCGUGCGAUUGUCGGCCCCCAUCUUGUCCGGUCUGCCAUGCUCGUUACCCCAAUUGGCUAUUUCUUCUGACUUGUACUUUAUUGCGCUUCCACUUCGUCUUCCGCUCUCUUUC